GUCAUGAAAGACGUACCCCUAAUUUGUGUUGUUUACUUAUAUGUAAUCAGUCAUCUGAUAUUUAGUUGGGGUUAUUGUGUUUUGCUUUCACUUAGUAUUUGCGUUAUGUUAUUCGUCGGAGAAUUACAAGAUCAUUUGACAGGCCGGAUGAUAAAAUAGUUAUUUUGGUCUAUUGAGCCUGUGAACAGUUUGUCUAAACGGAUGCAGACAGUUCUGUUUGUCAAUGCUUGUGUUGUGAAUUUUGCUUUCAUUCGGUAGUAACCUAAAAAUGGAAAACGAAAAUGCCAAUGCGAAUAGUGCUUCGAUGGAUCCCAACAGUAGAAUCAAAACACUAUCGGAAUACGGAAAUGCAGUGGAAGUCGAUAAGACUAUUCAACCAAAAAUGUACUACAGAUCAGGGUUGGAAAUGGUGCGAAUGGCGAACGUGUAUCUGGAAGAAGGCUGCCUGGAAAAUGCAUAUAUUCUCUACAUGAAGUUCAUGACAUUGUUCAUUGAGAAGAUCCGCGAGCACCCGAACUUUGCCUCGGUGUCGGCAGCGGACAGAGCCAGCAACGCCCAGAAGCUGCGGGAAGUGUUGCCCAAGGCUGAGAAGCUGAAGUCUCAGCUGCUCGAGCGAUACACCAAGGAGUACCAGAAGUAUUUGGAGGAAAAGAAGAGGCGGGACGACGAGCGGGCGCUGCUCGCCCAGCGGCAGGCGGGGCGGAGGCAGGCGGAGGACGCGCCCCGCGAUGACCCGGGCCUCAAGCUGCAUCUGGCCGGCCACACGCCCCUCGUGGUGUCCCCGCCCCUGCCCACGGACAGCGUGCGCUACGACAUGCUCGACACCGACAAGCCCGCCCCGGCCCUCCCCUCCCCGAGCCUGUCUUCUGUGCCUUCGUUUGACCGGAGCAUGAAGCCCAUGAACCUGCUGACGCCCACCCUCAGGAACGUGAUAGUGCCCUCGCAGCUGAUCGAGAAGUUCAAGAACCUGGCCCAGCGCAACACGGAGAAGAACAUCGAGACGUGCGGGAUCCUGGCCGGCAAGCUGGGCCGCAACGUGCUGACCAUCACGCACCUGAUCCUGCCGAAGCAGACUGGCACGCCCGACUCGUGCAGCACCACGGACGAGGUGGAGGUGGACCGGUUCCAGCGCGACCAGGACCUCAUCACGCUCGGCUGGAUCCACACGCACCCCACGCAGACGGCCUUCCUGUCCAGCGUGGACCUGCACACGCACUACUCCUACCAGUGCCUCAUGAGCGAGGCGGUGGCCAUCGUGUGCGCGCCCAGCUACCACGAGGAUGCCACCUUCAUGCUCACUCAAGACUAUGGGCUGAACUACAUCAGGAACUGCACAUUGACUGGGUUUCAUCCGCACCCGACACAUCCGCCUCUCUACGAGGAGGCAGCGCACUGUCGCGUCGACAGCACGGCGCCCGUGAAGGUCAUCGACCUGAGAUGAUUGCCGGGCUCUCGUAAGACAGCCACGUAGUUCAGAACACGACCGCCUCACGCAACUGCCAGUGCUUGCUUGCAGAGACGCCACCGCUUCAAGUAGACGCACGACGUUCGACAUCACUGUAGAAGUCACGGUCGAUCAUCAGUAGAGCGACCUCGUUUCGCGCUUCGCUCGGGAUUAUUUUAUUUGUUUGUUUGGAAGCUUUGUGGCAUACACCAAAGACAUGGUUAUUUAUUUUUUAUUGUAUGUGAGAGUCUUUUGUGUGUGUAAGUGAUGAAUUUGCAGUCAAAACAAGUUGAUGUUAUUUUCAUAUAUUGUGUGUUAUGAAAUGUAUUGUGCAGCUUUUGUAAACCUUCAUUAGGAUAAUAGUAAAGUUUUUGACUUUUGAAUUAUUUUAUUGAGUGUGAAUUUACAUAUUGAGUUUAAAAGACUUGUUAUAAUAAUGUAAUUUUGAAAUGAAUUAAUAAUAAUUGAGUUCAGAGCGUAUCUUGGUGCAGUAAAAUUAAUUUUAUAUGUUCCCUAUUUUGUUUGUUAUUUUUCCUGUUUUUUUGAAAAGUGCAGCAAAGUUCUUUCACUAUAAAUUUGUAUUAGUAAAUAACAUUUUUGGCUCUUUUUAAAAGUAACGGUCUAAACUUUCAGAUGAUGAAGAAUGUAUGACCAUCUGUAAUAAAAAGUACAUCAGGUAAAAUAAAAUAAAAAA
Molecule: messenger RNA, 2138 nt
Organism: Bacillus rossius redtenbacheri
Lineage: Eukaryota; Metazoa; Arthropoda; Insecta; Phasmatodea; Bacillidae
Product: STAM-binding protein-like
Exons: 8
Coding region: 269-1441 (390 amino acids)
Biological process (GO): protein K63-linked deubiquitination
Cellular component (GO): membrane; endosome
Molecular function (GO): protein binding; metal-dependent deubiquitinase activity; K63-linked deubiquitinase activity
Source: RefSeq, a predicted model, not a curated record